This is a messenger RNA of Alnus glutinosa, 651 nucleotides long. RefSeq lists its product as uncharacterized. Bases 1 to 651 code for a protein of 216 amino acids. The transcript is spliced from 4 exons. NCBI's taxonomy places the organism in Eukaryota, Viridiplantae, Streptophyta, Magnoliopsida, Fagales, Betulaceae. The record is from RefSeq and is a predicted model, not a curated record.
AUGGGUGCAAGUGAAGCCAUAGUAUUUGAGAAGUUCUCGGUCAAACACUCCUGGAAACGACCAGAAGCCACUUGUGGUAUGCGAUCAUGUGGGCUGUCGCACAAUUCUAUGACCAGUGUGUCUGAUGGUGGAAAGAAGCUAGAUUUGGAGUAUUUAAAAGAAAAAUCCUCUGUGCCAAGGUCUCGCAAGCGUGAGGCUCCGAAGUUGAUGGAGUACCAAAGGGUGAAGAGGCAAAGGAUUGAUCAUAGUUUGUCUUCGCAGAGCUCCACCAUUUUGAAACUACAGACGACUCAUCCAGCUGGUUGGGUUUCCAACCAACCUGUGUUAGUAUCCCAUAUGAACAAUGCAGAUCCAGAUUCUAAUGGGGCUGCAAGUGGUUUGGACAAUGAAAACACAUGCCUUGGUUCUCAACACACAGCUCCUGCCACAGAUGUUGCUACUCUCCAAGGAUGUCCAGUUUAUGAUGUACAUCCGUCACCAAAGAAGGCUCUCCGUGCGGCAAUGAUGAAGAGCAGGUUUUCAGAAACUAUUCUGAAAGCGCAAAAGAAGACACUUUUUGACCAUGGUAAUAAAGUAGAUCCUUUGAAGAUGCAGCGGGAAAAGAAAAGAUUUGAAAGUAUACAGCUUCAAGGUCAAGAAUUUACAAAGUAA